This is a messenger RNA of Gracilinanus agilis (Agile Gracile Mouse Opossum), 921 nucleotides long. RefSeq names its product DTW domain containing 2 (gene DTWD2). The transcript has 6 exons. Lineage: Eukaryota; Metazoa; Chordata; Mammalia; Didelphimorphia; Didelphidae. The record is from RefSeq and is a predicted model, not a curated record. Bases 7 to 921 code for a protein of 304 amino acids.
GCCGACAUGGAGAGGAAAGUGGCGGUUGGUGGCUCAGAGGAGGCUGCGUCGGUGGGGUCUGGUGCUGGGGCGCCGGAGCCCCUUAUGCCGUGGGAGAUGGUAAGGGAAAGCGAAAGCACCGUGGAGUCAGCUUCAACAACACUCUCUCUCCCAGACCCGGGGAAUGGCGGCGACAGCGCGGACGGGCUCUGGGAGCUGCCGGUAGAGCACGUCCUGAGGAGGCCGGAGUGCAACCGCUGCAGCCGUCCCCAGAAGGUCUGUUUAUGUCCAUUUCUGCCAGUACAUCGUCUAAAUAUUUCUACAAACCUCUAUAUAAUUCAGCAUCCAGCAGAGGAAAACAAAGUAUUACGGACAGUACCUCUGCUUGCUGCAUGCCUUCCUCAGGACAAGGUUAAGGUCAAGAUUGGUCGACGCUUCAAUGAGGAAAGGGAUCCUGAACUUGCAGCUAUUUGCCGAAAUCCUAGCACUUUAAUUUUAUAUCCUGGUGCUGAAGCAAUUAAUUUGGAAGAAUUGGUAUCAGAUUCUCCUAAUAGUCUUUCCACUAUUAUCAUCAUUGAUGGGACAUGGAGCCAGGCUAAAGAUAUUUUCUACAAGAAUUCCCUGUUCCGACUUCCUAGACAGGUACAAUUAAAAACCAGUGUUUCUAGUCAGUAUGUGAUUCGGACACAACCAACCAAUAGGUGCCUCUCUACACUAGAAUGUGCAGCUGUUGCACUUGCCAUCUUGGAGAAAAAUGAUCACAUUCAAGAGACAUUGCUCCGUCCUCUUCAAGCUUUGUGCUCUUUCCAACUUCAGCAUGGUGCUCAGAUUCGUCUCAGCAAGGAACACCUCUUGAAAAAUGGUCUAUAUCCUAAGCCCAUGCCAAAGAAUAAACGCAAACUAAGGAAAAUGGAGCUCCUAAUGAAUAGUGUUAAAAUUUAG